This is a messenger RNA of Caretta caretta (loggerhead turtle), 4980 nucleotides long. Lineage: Eukaryota; Metazoa; Chordata; Testudines; Cheloniidae. The record is from RefSeq and is a predicted model, not a curated record.
AAGGGAGCUCAGUGGGUAGACUGGACUCUGGCCGCUAGCCUCGGGGGGCGUCAAGCUGUCCCGCCGGCUCCCAGUCACGGGGCUGAGGAGAUACUCGCCCCGUCACGGUGCCCUGCGGCCGCGUCCCCUCCCGCCGCCCGGUUACGGUGCCUUGAGGCCGCGUGCCUCCUGACCUGCCACGGUGCCUUCUCUCGCCCUAACCCAGCCCAUUACAGUCACUGAGGCCACGUCCUGUGCCCUGUCUCCUGCCUUGGUGUUCUGAGGUUCAGGUGUUCUGCUGGUGUGGAGGGGCAUCCCCAAAGGCCACAACAGCAGCAGCUGCAGAUAAAACAGACAGAUCUAUUGGAUUUACAGCCACAUCAGAAAGUGAAAGAUAAGUUUUUAAAACUCUUCCCUUAUUCACCCAGAAUUUUUUAAUAAAGCAUGCUUAUUGAAACUUCAGUUUUGGAAUGUCUUUGCACAGCACUACCCUCCCCACCCAGUAUGGGGGCUGGCCUAGGUGCAUGCCCUCCGGAAUGUUUCCCCUCAUCCCCCAGGGGGGUAUGCCCCACAGUUUGGAGCCCACUGGACUAGAUGAUUAGAAUGGUCUGUUCUGCCCUUGAAAUGUAUAAAUAUAUGAUUUUUCCUGCAAUUUCUCCAUGAACAAGACACUUAUUAAAAUUGUAUUUUGCACUAUUUUUAGAAGGUUUAAAACCUGAAACCUGUAGUAAGAUACAUGCAUGUACACCCUUGUACCUGCCCAAAGUCCCAUAAACGUCACUGGGGCUCCACACAUGAAGGGUAAAUUAAUACGCUAUGUACUGUUCUUAGGGAAGGCAAUGUUGAAGCAUGCUUUGCAUUUGCCUUGAAACAUAGGGGGAGUUGUGGUAAUAAGACUGGUACCUAAAAGAUUUCCUAUCUUGAGUUGAGUUACAUGUUGCUCAUUACAGUAGCAUCUGAGCAUCUUACAACUGUUAAUGUAUUUAUUGUCACAACAUCUCUGAGAGAUAGGAAAGUGCUAUUAUCCCCAUUUUAAAGAUAGGCACAAAGAUACCAAGUUACUUUCCCCUGGUCACACAGGAAGCCUGUGUCAGAGCAGGGAAUUGAGCUCAGAUCUCCCAAGUUUCAGACUAGUGCUCAUUACAACCAUACAUCCUCUCAUAUUAUCCUGGGCUCAGGUCAUGUAGUACUGUGAAAUAAGGACCAAGUCUGUAAACUUAAUGUGAUACUCUAUUGGAAGCCAGUGAAGAGAUUGAAGCACCAGGAUACUGUAUUGGUGGUAAUCUGUGCCCUCAGUGAGGCAUGCUGUUGCAUUCUUUACCCACUGCAGUUUACUCAAGGCUUAUGUUUUUGAGCCCAAGUAAAGUGCAUUGCUAUAAUCCAUUUGGGAGGUAUUCUUAUGACCAGGUCAGUGGUAGCAAGAAUGGGACAAAAUCUUCCUAAUUGUUUGGUGAUGAUAGAAAAAGUGUCAUACAUGCUUUUUUUGCAAGAACUUUGUGUCUGGGAGGAGGCUAGAAAGACUGCCAAGAUGUGGACUGUCUUGAUGUUCUGUGGGCAUGCAUUGUCGACUGGAGAGAGCUGCAACUUGAUGGCCAGCUGUUUGAAGUGUUAACCUCUGUCUUGUUGGGAUUCAAUUUCAAUAAGCUCUACCUGAGCCAUGUGCUAAUAUUGGCCAGUCACUGGGAAAACGGGAUGACCAUAUUGUUAGCCUAUGUUGAAAAUGACAAAUUUGGGUCAUUUUCAUGUUGUUGACAUUAUAGCCCAUGAAGUCUUCCCAUUUCUCCCAUUGGCUAAAUGUAAAUACUUACUGAAAUUGGGGAGAGAAUUAAUCCAUGUGGUUCUCCACAAAUGAAAAAUCUGGUAGCAAAGGUAGCUUCUGUAUGUGACUCUCAAGAAAGGAUUCAUAUAAUUAGAGAGCAUUUCUUUGGAGCACUGUCAUUUCCCUCAGAUGGGAUAAUAAUGUCUUGCAGUCAGACAUAAUGAAUAUUGCAGAGAGGUCCAGGAGUGAGACAAUGGACAUUUGUUCUUUAUAUGUAGUAAGAGAUCUUCCAUUAGCAGUAACAGUACUGUUUCUGUUCUGUAUCCUGGCCAAAACCAGACUAUGUUAGAUCGUUUCCUUAUCCCCCAAACAGAAAAGGAAGGACAAGGUUUAGCAUUUUUGAUAAACUUCUUUUUUCUCUGCAAGGAAAAGAUCAGCCUCCUUUAAAAAAAUCUUAGUGAUACAAAAAAGGGCACUUGGUAGGCAUGCAGAUUUUAAAAUGUUGUCCAGAGAUUUUUUCAAACUGCAAAUAUUUACAUCAACAAUUGCUGUGGUACUACAUCCAGUGAGGUAUCUUGCAUCUCACACAGAAGUAUAUUUCAACAAGCCACAUGAGUCAUAGGCACUCAGCACAAUGAUGUACACAGUAUGAAAACAGAUGCAUGUUACUUAUCUAGGAACUUUAAUUUUGUAACAUUUAAAGGGCCUUUUGUUUGUUUGCUUGUUUCUAGACUUUUGCAGGUAUAAUAUAACCUUUUUAACAGUGUAACUUUUAAGUGCCAAGGACACUGGCAGUUUUCCUGACAUUGACAGAACAUUAUCAUUCUCCCUUUUAACACAGAAACAGACCUUAAACAUUUUCUGACCUCAUCUGGCUAUUUCAUAAAAGAUAAUUAAAUGUACAUAUGUAUAUCUAGUGUAUAUCAAAUCUUCUUGAUUUGAUAAUUUAACAUUGUGUUUCUUUUUCUUUCAUUUUAAAGAUGUUGGAGUUGCCGGUGUUUUAAAGUCUCCGUCAUUGUUGAGAAUCAUUCGCUUGGUGCGGAUUAGCCAAAUCCUGAGACUAAUAUGGCAAGCCCAAGGAAUUAGAACUCUCCUUUUUACAUUAUUGAUGUCCCUUCCUGCUCUGUUCAAUAUUGGUGUCCUACUUUUUCUGAUCAUGUAUAUUUAUGCUAUUUUGGGCAUGGCUUACUUCGCCUGUGCUAAUUGGGUGGGAUUGAUAACAUUUUCAACUUCCAAACCUUUGGUGGCAGCAUGCUCUGUCUCUUCCAGAUCACAAUGUCAGCCGGCUGAGAUGGUCUUCUUAACCCUUUCGUAGGGACAAGAUUUGACUCUUGUGCUCCAAAGUUAAAGAUAAGGAGUACUUGUGGCACCUUAGAGACGAACCAAUUUAUUUGAGCAUAAGCUUUCGUGAGCUACAGCUCACUUCAUCGGAUGCAUUCUGUGGGGAUAUUCUAUCUACUACCCAAGAUCCAUAAACCUGGAAAUCCUGGGCGCCCCAUCAUCUCAGGCAUUGGCACCCUGACAGCAGGAUUGUCUGGCUAUGUAGACUCCCUCCUCAGGCCCUACACUACCAGCACUCCCAGCUACCUUCGAGACACCACUGACUUCCCGAGGAAACUACAAUCCAUCGAUGAUCUUCCUGAUAACACCAUCCUGGCCACUAUGGAUGUAGAAGCCCUCUACACCAACAUUCCACACAAAGAUGGACUACAAGCCGUUAAGAACACUAUCCUCGAUAAUGUCACGGCUAACCUGGUGACUGAACUUUGUGACUUUGUCCUUACCCAUAACUAUUUUACAUUUGGGGACAAUGUAUACCUUCAGAUCAGCGGCACUGCUAUGGGUACCCGCAUGACCCCACAGUAUGUCAACAUUUUUAUGGCUGACUUAGAACACCGCUUCCUCAGCUCUCGUCCCCUAACACCUCUACUCUACUUGCGCUAUAUUAAUGACAUCUUCAUCAUCUGGACCCAUGGAAAAGAAGCCCUUGAGGAAUUCCACCAUGAUUUCAACAAUUUCCAUCCCACCAUCAACCUCAGCCUGAUCCAGUCCACACAAGAGAUCCACUUCCUGGACACUACAGUGCUAAUAAACAAUGGUCACAUAAACACCACCCUAUACCGGAAACCUACUGACCGCUAUUCCUACCUACAUGCCUCCAGCUUUCACCCUGACCACACCACACGAUCCAUCGUCUACAGCCAGGCUCUGCGAUACAACUGCAUUUGCUCCAACCCCUCAGACAGAGACAGACACCUACAAGAUCUCUAUCAAGCUUUCUUACAACUACAAUACCCACCUGCGGAAGUGAAGAAACCGAUUGAUAGAGCCAGAAGAGUUCCCAGAAGUCACCUACUACAGGACAGGCCUAACAAAGAAAAUAACAGAAUGCCACUAGCCGUCACCUUCAGCCCCCAACUAAAACCCCUCCAACGCAUUAUUAAGGAUCUACAACCUAUCCUGAAGGAUGACCCAACACUCUCACAAAUCUUGGGAGACAGGCCAGUCCUUGCCUACAGACAGCCCCCCAACCUGAAGCAAAUACUCACCAGCAACCACAUACCACACAACAGAACCACUAACCCAGGAACCUAUCCUUGCAACAAAGCCUGUUGCCAGCUGUGCCCACAUAUCUAUUCAGGGGACACCAUCACAGGGCCUAAUCACAUCAGCCACACUAUCAGAGGCUCGUUCACCUGCACAUCCACCAAUGUGAUAUAUGCCAUCAUGUGCCAGCAAUGCCCCUCUGCCAUGUACAUUGGUCAAACUGGACAGUCUCUAUGUAAAAGAAUAAAUGGACACAAAUCAGAUGUCAAGAAUUAUAACGUUCAUAAACCAGUCGGAGAACACUUCAAUCUCUCUGGUCACGCGAUUACAGACAUGAAAGUCGCUAUUUUACAACAAAAAAACUUCAAAUCCAGACUCCAGCGAGAAACUGCUGAAUUGGAAUUCAUUUGCAAAUUGGAUACAAUUAACUUAGGCUUGAAUAGAGACUGGGAGUGUCUAAGUCAUUAUGCAAGGUAGCCUAUUUCCCCUUGUUUUUUCCUACGCUCCCCCCCCAGACGUUCUUGUUAAACCCUGGAUUUGUGCUGGAAAUGGCCCACCUUGAUUAUCAUACACAUUGUAAGGAGAGUGAUCACUUGAGAUAAGCUAUUACCAGCAGGAGAGUGGGGUGGGGGGAGGUAUUUUUUCAUGCUUUGUGUGUAUAUAAAAAGAUCUUCUACACUUUCCACAGAAUGCAU